GUUACUUACUGGCGACCGCCAUCACCAGUUGUUCUGAGGCCCAACGGAAAGUUGAAGGUGAUUCAGUAGAGGGUCACAAAUCUUUCGUUAUGUCCUCUCCAGAUCUACCAUGGCAUACAGUGACAGUUCGCAUCCCAUUUGGAUCAGAACAGCACGCGUCCAUCGCAAAACAAGUGAUUGAAGUGGACAGAGAAUUGCAACCUCAUGCCGUCCAGCGAGAGUUGUCGAUAGAGGAAAACGUUCUUGUCGCAACGUUCAAAACUUUGACCGUCAGGCUCAGCAGGCUCACGGUGAACGCGUUCCUCGAGAAUGUCGAUCUAGUCACUCGAACACUCGCGGAGUUCGGCGAAGAUGCAGCGAAGGGUGCAACAGCGUAGAACGUAUCUACGAUGUUCAUGUCGGCAAGAUUGACAAACGGCUGCGUCAGCAGUUCCUUCAACUCCGUAUCCUCAAGCUCUUUCUCCGUUUUGACCAGCUCCGGCUUGUACCAGACAGGCGGGCUCGUGAUCAUCACAGGGCCUGCAGGAAGCAGCGCGAUCGUGAAGUGGAAUCCCGCGACGAACGUGUUCGAGGGCGUGUAGCUGGGGAUGUACACCGAUCAGAUUCAAUCGAGAAGCGAUUUACGUGAAUGCACUCACAUCACCUCGUAAGGUUUCACCAG
This is a messenger RNA of Fomitopsis serialis, 661 nucleotides long. RefSeq names its product transcription factor Pcc1-domain-containing protein. The record is from RefSeq and is a predicted model, not a curated record. The transcript has 4 exons. Gene Ontology annotation, cellular component: EKC/KEOPS complex. Bases 90 to 377 code for a protein of 95 amino acids. Lineage: Eukaryota; Fungi; Basidiomycota; Agaricomycetes; Polyporales; Fomitopsidaceae.